Messenger RNA from Nelumbo nucifera (sacred lotus), 480 nucleotides. Lineage: Eukaryota; Viridiplantae; Streptophyta; Magnoliopsida; Proteales; Nelumbonaceae. The record is from RefSeq and is a predicted model, not a curated record.
AUGGCCUGCGAUAUCAGGUAUUGUACAGAAGAUGCGUUCUUCUCGGUGAAGGAGGUUGAUUUGGCGAUAACGGGUGAUCUCGGGAUGCUUCAGAGGCUGCCGGGAAUCGUCGAAUAUGGAAAAGCAGUUGAGUUGGCCCUUACCAGUUGGAGGUUUUCUGCAUUGGAGGCGAAGAGCAUGGGUCUAAUUUCUACAGUUUUUCGUUCCAAGACGGAGAUGGCGUCUUCUGGGUCGGCAAAUUCAGAAACUCUAAAAAUCUGCAACAAUGGUGUCUUCUGGGUUGGCAAAUUCGGAUCUGGCGCGCCAACCCUCUAUAUAUUCGCGAAUUGUUUCGGAAGUAGCAGUGGCGAGGGUCAAGCGAAUGGUACUGCAGGGAUGUCUUCUUUGGCUACACAGGAGAGCUUUACACUGCCGAGGAGUAACAAGCCAGUCGAUGAGGUGUGGAAGGAGAUCGCUGCUAGUGUCUCUACUCAGCAGUGA